Molecule: messenger RNA, 1111 nt
Organism: Onthophagus taurus
Lineage: Eukaryota; Metazoa; Arthropoda; Insecta; Coleoptera; Scarabaeidae
Gene: eIF1
Product: eukaryotic translation initiation factor eIF1
Biological process (GO): translational initiation
Molecular function (GO): translation initiation factor activity
Source: RefSeq, a predicted model, not a curated record
AAAAAACCAAGGUAAAAAAAUAAUACAUGUCGAUAUUCAUUUUUUCAAACGUCAAAUUAUUUCGUAGAAAUUCAAUAGUUUUGUAGCUUUUUCUAACAUUUUUUUCCUGUAAUCUAACCCAUUUUACGCAACUGUGUUUUUGUAUAAGUUUUUGAGAAAUCAUUCACUUCUCGGCCGAUCGCGAACCUUAAAAUUUUCAUUUGCUUGAUGUUGGCUUUCUGGACGCAUGCGCUUACGUCAUACUAGUGAAUCAUCAAGCGGUUUGCAAGGCGCUGGUUCAGUUUGCUGCGGGCAAUUUUUAAUCUGUGAUCAUCCGUUUAUCCGCAGGUUUAGUGCAGUUCGCAAGUCUUUCUUUUAUACGUAUAUAUUUUGAUUAUCGUAUGUCCAUCCAGAAUCUAACCACAUUCGACCCCUUUGCUGAUGCAAGUAAGGGUGCUGAUGAUGAUGUUCAGGACGGGCUUGUUCAUAUAAGAAUACAGCAACGAAAUGGUCGCAAGACAUUAACUACGGUGCAGGGAUUAUCGGCUGAAUAUGACCUGAAAAAAAUUGUACGAGCAUGUAAAAAGGAAUUUGCGUGCAAUGGCACAGUAAUAGAGCAUCCAGAAUACGGUGAAGUCCUUCAACUACAGGGCGACCAAAGAGAAAAUAUUUGCCAGUGGCUGACAAAGAGCGGACUGGCAAAGCCGGACCAACUAAAGGUCCAUGGCUUCUAAUGACUCAUCAUCUAAUUGAGAUCAAUCGUAAUAAUUAUAAUAAAUUAAAAGAAACAAAAAAAGGAAAAAAAAUAAUAACAAUAUCACCUCCGCUAUUUAGUUAAAACUAAUAAAACAAAAUAAAAUAAUAACCGAUCACAACUACUCGAAAAAAUAAUUAAUAAUAAAUAAAAAAAGGAAAUCUUAGUUGUAGUAAAAUGUGCGUCGAACCCGUAUUUUAUAUUGUGCCUUUCCAGACUUGUGUUGAUGGGGUUUUAAACAGUAAUCUUUUCCAUGUUGGCAGUAUAGUUAUGUUCUAACGGGACUCAAUAAAUAGAUAACUCUGUGCGAAAUGUCGUUUUAUUUCGGGUAUUUUUAUAGUGUUAAACUGUGCGAAUAAAAUGUGUCGAUGAUAUCGA